AAUCGGUUAUCAUUAUGUAGGUCAUAAUGGUUGACGAAGUUCUCACUGAUGGGUCGGUUUAUGGUGUUUCGGGACCUGUUGUCACAGCCCAACACAUGGCUGGUGCUGCUAUGUACGAACUGGUUCGUGUUGGUCACGACCAGUUAGUUGGGGAGAUUAUUAGACUUGAGGGAGGUUUCGCUACUAUUCAGGUGUACGAAGAAACUAGUGGCGUGUCGUACGGUGAUCCUGUUAAACGUACUGGAAAACCUCUGUCUGUUGAGUUGGGACCUGGAAUAAUGAACAGUAUUUACGAUGGAAUCCAGCGUCCACUUGAAGUAAUUGGUAGGAACACAGGGUCCAUCUACAUCCCGCAUGGAGUCAAUGUCCCCGCCUUGGACCGAGAAAAGAAGUGGGAGUUUACACCUGAUCCUAGUGUCACUGUUGGCUGCCACAUCACCGGAGGUCACGUGUUUGGCACCGUGCCAGAAAACACCCUCAUAACACAGAAGAUAAUGUUAAUUCCUAACGCUAAAGGAAUUGUAACAUUCAUUGCCCCUAAAGGGAAGUAUACUGUGAUAGACACUGUGUUGGAGAUAGAGUUCGAGGGGAAGAAGUCUCAACAUUCCAUGAUGCAGGUUUGGCCGGUGAGAACUCCCCGCCCAGUAGCGGAGAAGUUAGCAGCCAACAACCCGCUCCUUACUGGACAGCGAGUACUUGACGCCCUAUUCCCAUGUGUACAGGGAGGUACCACAGCAAUCCCCGGAGCGUUUGGUUGCGGUAAGACGGUAAUCUCACAAGCCUUGUCCAAGUACAGUAACUCUGACAUCAUCAUCUAUGUGGGGUGCGGAGAGCGGGGUAACGAGAUGGCGGAGGUGCUGCAGGAGUUCCCUGAGCUGGAACUGGAGCUGAGGGGAGAAGUGCAUAACAUCAUGAAGAGGACUUGCCUGGUAGCCAAUACAUCCAACAUGCCUGUCGCUGCAAGAGAGGCUUCUAUUUACACAGGUAUUGCUCUAGCUGAGUAUUUCCGUGACAUGGGAAUGCACGUGUCCAUGAUGGCAGACUCCACCUCCAGAUGGGCUGAAGCUCUGAGAGAGAUCUCAGGUCGUUUAGCGGAGAUGCCAGCUGACAGUGGAUAUCCUGCCUACCUCGGCUCCAGGCUCGCCUCCUUCUACGAGCGUGCAGGUCGCACACGUUGUCUUGGUAACCCAGGUAGAGAAGGGAGUGUGAGUAUUGUGGGGGCUGUGUCUCCUCCUGGUGGUGAUUUCUCUGAUCCUGUUACUAGUGCUACUCUUGGUAUCGUACAGGUGUUCUGGGGUCUGGACAAGAAACUAGCUCAGAGGAAACAUUUCCCGUCUGUUAAUUGGCUGAUCAGUUACAGCAAGUACAAGAUGACACUCGACGAUUACUACGAAAAGAAUUACCCAGAGUUUGUAUCUCUGAGAAACAAGGUGUCUGAGAUUCUCCAAAAUGAGGAGGACUUGUCUGAAAUUGUGCAGCUGGUGGGUAAAUCUUCCUUGGGAGAGACUGAUAAGAUUUGUUUGGAGAUCGCUAAACUUAUCAAGGACGAUUUCUUGCAGCAGAACGGAUUUACUGAUUAUGAUCGAGUGUGUCCAUUCUAUAAAACAGUGGGCAUGAUGUCAAACAUGAUACUGUUCCACGACCUGGCAAUGCACGCGGUGGAGUCAACAGCUCACAGCGAGAAUAAGAUCACCUGGAACAUGAUCCACGACAGGAUGAGGGGUAUUAUGUACGAGCUCACUAAGAUGAAAUUUAUGGACCCUAAAGCUGACGGUGAGGAGAAGAUACUGAAGAGUUAUGCGGAGCUGGCUGAGAAACUUCGUGAGGAAUUCCGCUCCCUUGACGAUUAGAUUCCGUUCCUUUGGCCAGAUUUUAAGAUCAUUCUUAACAAUAACGAAUCUGGUAUUCUUAAAACUUUAGAAAUAGCGACAGUUACCAAAUGUUUGGAUUGUGAAUAAUAUUAGAGAAAUCACUCUAUAUUCUUGGGAGACUUUUAGGAUGAUCAUCAUUUAAACGAUCUUCCAUUUUGCUAACUUUUGUCUGACAUUUGAUAUUGUACAAAUGUAGCAUGUACAAGCAUCUUAAAGAACGUUUCUGUAAGUAAAUUAUUUUGGUAUAAAUGCUGAAGAAAUCGAAAUACAAAGUAUGUACUUGAAAUGUUCAGUUUUGAUUUUUCUACAUUGCAAAAUUAAAAUGUUCUUAAUGUCUAUUUUACGAUUGCGGAGCUGGUCUCUGAUCGUUGCUUGAUUUAUUUCACCUGAUCGAUGAUAA
Molecule: messenger RNA, 2271 nt
Organism: Bolinopsis microptera
Lineage: Eukaryota; Metazoa; Ctenophora; Tentaculata; Lobata; Bolinopsidae
Product: V-type proton ATPase catalytic subunit A-like
Exons: 14
Coding region: 27-1850 (607 amino acids)
Biological process (GO): ATP metabolic process; proton transmembrane transport
Cellular component (GO): proton-transporting V-type ATPase, V1 domain; lysosomal membrane
Molecular function (GO): ATP binding; ATP hydrolysis activity; proton-transporting ATPase activity, rotational mechanism
Source: RefSeq, a predicted model, not a curated record